AAACAAAAAUCUCCCCGCCUCUCAGAAGCAAAAGGGCCAAGCAGCCUGGGGUUGCCAAGGCUCACAGUUAAUCCUGCUAGCUGCGUGCGUUAGCCACCUAGGUCGCUGCCUCCUUACAGUGGCUAGAGUGGAGAGGCAGGCAGACGAGGAGGAGCAGCAGCAACAGCAACAACAGCAGCAGACGAUAGAAGCAUCAGUCAAUCUUGAAAUCACCUCGGUUCGAGCUCGCUUGCGCUUGCAACCGUGGAUCUUGUAAGGCCAACCGUGCCGGCAUUUCAUUGUGCAAAUCUGUUAAGAACAGGGGGCCUAUUGUCUACAACAGCACGACACAGAUGCUAACAUUCAUCUGGCAACAACGCCGUCAUGAAAGAUAUUAUCCAGAGGCUCCAGAGCCAGCCUUUCCUGCAGUUUUGCCAGGUUGGCGACGUCGAACCUCGAAACGAGUAUCCGCUCGAGUCCUACAUCCGCGUUUGCUGGCCGCCUUCCACUUCACCUUACCACACAUCUUCAAUUCCCCUGGCUGCCCAAGGCCAAGCUGGUGAGAAGCAGUGGAACCAACGAACCUCUCACCCCGCAGGAUCACACGCAAGACAACCGCGCACAGCACAUGGCAAACCGUGGCCCAGGAUGGAUGACAUGAACAGGGCUGAUUACCCCCAUGCUUUGAGACAAGCAGGACAUCCCUCACUGAUAACUGAACAAUCAUAGCUAUGUCGGAAACAUAGAGAUUUGAUCCGACUGCUCGGUUUAUCUGACCAUUGUCAACUCACGCCAUGAAUAUGAUGACAAGCAACUCGAAUGGCGGCAAUACCACGGACUGGGACAUUGCGGUACAUGUCUCUUAGCGGUUGAUCCUGAGACCAAUUAGUCACGACGAGGCUAAUCACCCAGUUGCUUAGCGGUCAACCGUGGCGGCGCCUCAGAAGCAGUUUAGGCUUGUCAGAGCUUCUAUGCAUUCUUCCACCAGACUUCUUCAGCCAUGUCACACAGACUACAGACUAGUUAGGCGCUGUCUAACUUCAACCGUCUUGGUCCAUGCAGUCAACAGCCCUUGCUGGUUCCCCCCACUCGACCCUCUCUCGUGCUGAAUUGCGCCCGUUCACUUACAUCAUUUAUGGACUCACAACUUCGGAGACAAUUUAUCUGCUGUGUAAGUCUGUUUACUUGGCUCGCCAGCAUCUUCCAUUCGGUCUAGAAUUGCGAUAUGAUCCCUUCUCAAUUUACAGAUGGAGCCCGAGACCAUCAAGUCCCAGAGGAAGUAUCAGUCUCCCAGAGCUUGAUGGCCCACGUCUCCUCGGCCGAGAAACCCGAGGGUUUCAAGGACAGGAGGAUGGAAUGCCGGGUGUAGAAUCACAGCACAUUCUCAAUCUUUACAGGACUCAACAAAGUUUGUGUUACUGAUAAAUAUUCCCAUUACAUACAAAUGGGUCUCGAACUUCCAAGAUUUCACACUUCAGC
Molecule: messenger RNA, 1458 nt
Organism: Fusarium verticillioides 7600
Lineage: Eukaryota; Fungi; Ascomycota; Sordariomycetes; Hypocreales; Nectriaceae
Exons: 1
Coding region: 1036-1401 (121 amino acids)
Source: RefSeq, a predicted model, not a curated record